UCAAAUGUCCGACCAAAUGUGCACUUACAAGUGAGGAAGAUCGAGCAUUUGCUCACAAGCUUCAAGGACCUCGAGUUCCUUGUGCCAGUAGGAAUGAAGGUGGGAGACAAGUUGAAGAAGCUCAUGGUGUUCUUUGACAGCAUCAAGGAGUCAAUCAAAGCUGCAGAAAUGCUGAGAGCAAGGCUCCUGCCCAAGGAACGUACCAAGAUCCGGUGGUUCAAUGCACGCAUGUCACCCGAGUUCCGUGAAGACGGGACACAGCAUUUCAAAGACGGUGAUGUGUAUGGUCUCUGUGUGACUGAUUCAUUUGGCAUGGGAGUUGAUGUGACAGACAUCGAGAUCAUUGUGCAGUGGCAAAUGUCCUGUGACAUGAACACACUGUGGCAGCGAUUUGGGCGAGCUGCAUGGGAUCAGUCACUUACUGCUAUAGCUAUCCUCCUUGUGGAGGCGAAGUACUUUGAUGAAGCAAAGCAAAAAGCAAAAAUCUGCUCAGAGAAGAAACACAAA
Postia placenta MAD-698-R-SB12 is the source of this 507-nucleotide messenger RNA. RefSeq lists its product as hypothetical. Gene Ontology annotation, biological process: telomere maintenance; double-strand break repair via homologous recombination. The record is from RefSeq and is a predicted model, not a curated record. NCBI's taxonomy places the organism in Eukaryota, Fungi, Basidiomycota, Agaricomycetes, Polyporales, Adustoporiaceae. The annotation marks the transcript as partial. The transcript has 2 exons. Gene Ontology annotation, molecular function: 3'-5' DNA helicase activity; four-way junction helicase activity. Gene Ontology annotation, cellular component: chromosome; nucleus; nucleoplasm.